This is a messenger RNA of Pyricularia oryzae 70-15, 4204 nucleotides long. RefSeq lists its product as uncharacterized. NCBI's taxonomy places the organism in Eukaryota, Fungi, Ascomycota, Sordariomycetes, Magnaporthales, Pyriculariaceae. The record is from RefSeq and is a predicted model, not a curated record. The transcript has 4 exons. Gene Ontology annotation, molecular function: catalytic activity; ADP binding; protein binding. Gene Ontology annotation, biological process: nucleoside metabolic process. Bases 386 to 3985 code for a protein of 1199 amino acids.
CGUUACACUGCAGCUGACGGCAUAAAAUCCGAGACGAGACAGUUGUCACUCGCCAAAAACUCUUUCCGACACCCAGGUACCUUGGUCUAUCGUCAAGAUUCUACAACAAAUUUGGAAUCGAUGGCUCUCGUUUUCGCCCUUUGGAUAAUUCAGUCGAGGGAGAUAGGAUCCUAGCAAAACGAGCGCCGCGGUGAUCCAGCCUGUCCAACCCCCAGAUUUGCCCUUCACUCGGAGCAAGAUGGUUUCCACACCACCACAAUUAGCCCGACGUUGCCCCAAAAUCCUGGGCUGAGGCCAAGCAGGAUGAGAAUACCCACUUCAGGUGCCUUUUGCCAGCGAUGGACGCCGGCUGCAGCCAUUUCUGGGUCGCGAAAAUUAUCGAUGAAUGACUGGGCGUUGCUCCCCACCACGUCUUUUUCUCGGUAGCGGGUGCACGAAUUGUUACAUUGGAUUCUUAAUUAUCGCAUAUGCAGAAUCCGCGGCAGCGCGUUGCUUAGCGAUAUUUAGUAGUUUUCUUGUUUUUUAUUUGAACCCGGCUGCGUUCUUUUGUCGAGUCCAUGGUCCCGUCAAUCCAGCGUGUGUUUCAUUGCAAGCCAUGGCUUCAGCAUCCCCACCAUCGUCCCGCUCCGAAUUCCAGAUAGCUAUUGUUUGCGCCCUGCCCCUCGAAGCAGACGCCGUGGACCUGCUUUUUGACGGGCGGUUCGACGACCAACGAUAUGGAAGAGCCAGGGGCGACAACAAUACUUACUACGCGGGCCGAAUGGCGGGCCAUGCCGUUGUGCUCUUGCAACUCCCAAACAUGGGACCGCUGGCUGCAGCUUCUGGAUCGGCAGGUCUCCGCUCUAGCUACCCCAACGUCCAGCUCGCUCUGCUCGUCGGUGUCUGUGGGGGUCUCCCCGUCAUCAAUGAUCAAAGUGUGUACUUGGGGGAUGUCGUUGUGAGCAAGAGGGUGGUAAACUACGAUUUCGGCCGGCAAUAUCCAGACAGAUUCGUUCCCAAGGAUGGCGUCGAUGACCGUCUCGGCCGUGCCAACAAGGAUAUCCGCGGGCUUUUGGCCUGGCUCCAAAGGGAGCGUGGGAUGAAACUCUUAUUAUCCAAGGCGGCAGACAACCUCGCCAUUAUUCAAAAGAAGGCCCAGGAGGAAUACGGAUCGAACAAAUACUCGCCCCUGCCCGACUGGGACGACAGAAUCUUUCCAUCCGACUAUCAACACAGACACCGCAGCGGCGAAUGCGGCACCUGCGACCAAGGCCACUUUUGCCAAGCUGCAGCCAACUUGUCCUGCACCGAAAUCGGAUGCGACCAAGGGCAGCACCACUCCAGGGCUGAGCGUCGCCUGGAGCGGCCUUCUGGUCUCUGCCCUCGUGUUUUUAUAGGCAGCAUCGCAUCUGGAAACGCAGUCAUAAAGUCUGGCAAGCACCGGGAUCGCAUCGCCGAGGAGCACGGUGUGAUCGCCUUCGAGAUGGAAGGGGCUGGGGCCUGGGACGAAAUACCCUGCAUCGUCGUCAAGGGCAUCUGCGACUACGCCGACAGCCAUAAGAGCAAGCUGUGGCAGAACUUUGCAGCAGCGACGGCUGCAUCGGUGGCAGCUGCAAUUAUAGACCGUUACGAGCCGUCAGACAUGGUGGCCACAGACAUCUCAGCGUCUAGCAUGAGUGGACCUGCUUCUCGUCACGCAGAUGAUUCCAUAUAUGGCGGCAUGAAUGAAAUACAUCCCCAAAAUCAUGGGAUUGCUGUAAAUGGGUCUGUGAGCCAUGGAAACGUUGCUAGCGGGACUCUUGUUUCUGGGGACGACAACGCCGGGACCAUCGUUCACGGGAACUACUAUGGGGGAAGCAACGUCACAGACGCAAGCAGGAGUGACGGACCACACUGGCUUGUUCCACGAGCAGUGAAUCCUCUCUUCACCGGUCGGUCAGCCAUUAUCGAGACUAUAGAAGGAGCCAUAGAUCAAGAGGUUUCGGGGUGCCACAGGGUGUUUGCUCUUACUGGUCUCGGAGGCCAGGGGAAAAGUGAGGUCUGUUUACAGGUGGCCAACCGGGUUCGUCAACGUUUCUGGGGCGUCUUUUGGGUUGACGUUGGCACCCUCGAGUCUGCCAAGUCGUCUUUCUCCCAAGUUGCUUCCCUCCUCGGGAUGCCCCUUUCUGCGGGAGAGGACCCGGUUAAGAAGUCCCUGCAACUGCUAGCUAAUGUUCGCCCCGGCCGGCGAUGGCUGCUGAUUCUUGACAAUGCCGAUGACGAAAAGACAGACUAUCAUGGCUACAUCCCUUCUGGAAGCCAAGGGGCCAUUUUGGUCACGUCGCGCCUCAGGGACUGCCAAGACCUCAGCACCGUUGGGUGCCACGAGCUUCAAGACCUCGACGAAGCUGAUUGUGUCAAGCUUCUCUUCAAUGCCGCUCGUAUAAAGCCGGCCACAGAUGAUGAGAGAGAAGAAGAGGUCCAGGCUGCGAAACGCGUGAUCCAGCUGCUUGGUAGUCACACCCUGGCUUUGGUGCAUGCCGGUGCCUACAUUCGUAAAGGCCUCUGCACACUGUCUGGGUAUCCCGAAGUCUACCAGGCGCAACAGCAACGCCUUCUCAACUUCUCCCCUGGUCAAGCACAAUCCCGCUAUCGCUCUGUACAUGCGACCUUUGAAGCAUCGGCGGACGUUCUUGAAAAGUCAAACGACUUUGAAGCGCAGACGGCUCUGGAAUUGCUGGCUGCACUUUCGGUACUGCACUUCAGAGACGUCCCCCUGGAUGUGUUUCAAGACGCAUGGAGGGGAGCCCAAGUGGCCAAGACCAUCCCGUCAACCGACCUCGCCUUAAGCAAACUCACCCGCUGGCACGUACAGCGGCUGCCAGGCUUCCUACAGUCGGACGAUGCUUGGAACCACGACCUCGUAUUCUCCGGGGCGAUAGCGAGGCUCCGAUCACUCGCCUUGAUCACCACGGGCACAUUGCGUGGUGUUCUGACAGCAUCGAUGCAUCCCUUGGUACACGAAUGGCUACUCCUUCGUCAAACCGAGGCAUCAAGGCGAGGGCGGCGCCUUGCUGGUGCUUGCAUCUUGAUGCUAUCCAACUUUGGCGCAGACUGGAUGUGGCAACCAUACCGACCACUCCUGAUGACCCACUCCACGUGUCUUAUCCAGUACGAAAAGUGGAUGUCCUCGAUGCAAAACCCGUCACGACAAGAAGUCCAACUGCUCGAGCUGGCUGCGCGAAGCUUGUACAAAGAUAAGCUUCUCAAAGAGGCAGUAAACAUAGUGGAUAUGAUUUUUCGGCUCCUGGGAGGUGAGGCCAAGGCGCUUUCCGCAGACAACUUCUCCCUGUUUCGGCUCAUGGGCACAAUCCAACUCGAACUGCCCAGACCGAACAAAGCAAUUCGCUAUUUCCAAUACGCUUUGCAGUGGUCCAGGAAAACACUUGCUAGAGACGACAAACUACGCCUGGGGAUAACGCGACAAGCGGCUGCAGCCUUUAGGCAGGAGGGCCAGCAAGACGAGGUGCUUGCGCUCCUCGAGGAAGUGCUCGAAGUUGCCAAAACAGAGCUGAAUAACGGGGGUUCUCUAGACAUUGCUACGCUGCGCGAAGUAGGGUCGAUAUACUUUGAAGCGGGAGAUACCGAAAAUGCAAUAAGCAUCUUUGAGCGAGUGGUGGAGUACCAAGCGCCUCGAUGUAGCAAAUUCGAUGCCGACUUUUUGAUAGAUCAGACAGUACUUGGCGAUGCGUACUACGAGGACGGGCAGCCCGACAAGGCGAUCGAGAUGUUUGAAGAGGUUUCCUUGAUCCGCAAGAGCACGUUGCCUCCCAGCAACCCUGACCGACUCAACCUGGAACACAAUCUUGCCCUGGCGUAUGGUGGUGCUCGCAGACCCAAGGAGGCAAUCCGUCUGCUUCGCCAUGUCGUUGGAGUUCAGGCAACAAUAUAUCCAAAGACGCACCCCGCUUCGCUUCUAUCCAGAAAGAUGCUCAACUUGGCAUUGGAAAUGGAAAAGAAUCAAUAGAGAUGGAUAUAAUGGGUUUAACGUUUUGUAUUUUUUUUGUUCUAUAUUUAAUGUGCCUGGAGGGCUUAUUGGCGGCAAGCAAGUCCGUCCGACUCAGUCCCUUCUGGGUGAUGCUGGACUCAAAUCUUGUGUUUGUAGUGGCUCAUAUUUAUUCCCUCAAUACUCAAACAAUCAUUCUCGCUCCAUAAACAAACUUAAUAAUAAAAGAAAAAGCACGGC